AUGGAUCCCGGAAAGAUUGUAUGGUUUCGAGUCAUCGAAAAUGUCUUCAGGGAUGUUGAUCCGGACGCGAGUGAAGAUGACAAGAAAAAAGCGAAAUCAUACGAGAUAAUCGGAUCAAUGUCUGAGACCGGUUUGGGUUGUGUGGUUUGGUGGGUACAGGCCGAGGAAGGCGCUGAAUUUGAGGAUGAAGAAGAGGGUGAAGGCGACGGCGAUGGAAACAACCAAGAGGGCGGAGAGGAGACCUAG
Anisakis simplex (herring worm) is the source of this 246-nucleotide messenger RNA. NCBI's taxonomy places the organism in Eukaryota, Metazoa, Nematoda, Chromadorea, Rhabditida, Anisakidae. The record is from the annotation of a GenBank genome assembly.